This is a messenger RNA of Schistosoma guineensis, 1348 nucleotides long. The record is from the annotation of a GenBank genome assembly. NCBI's taxonomy places the organism in Eukaryota, Metazoa, Platyhelminthes, Trematoda, Strigeidida, Schistosomatidae.
GUGAGUUGUUAGCAGUGCAGGUCGAAAAAUUUGGUUGCUGUCUAUGUUCAGUUUUACUUAGUUCAAAUAUUUCUUUCAGAAUAAUAAUAGACAGGUAGAUAAGAUUGCAAAAAGACGGGCUGAAGCUGCAAACUACCUGAGGUUAUUUGGCUGUUCUCGAGCAACUUAUUACAGAAGGUUGAGGAAGUUAAAACACAGUUUAUGAAGAAGUGUCAGUUACCGAGCUGUGACGAAGAGACAGACAAUCCAGUUGUCGUCACAGAAUCGCGUACUACCGUAGCUACAGAGCAGUGGGCUAAUAUUGUCACAGAUACAGCUACUGUUUCAUUUAGUUACAUCCAGUGUUCAGACAACCCAAUCAGUGGUUGUGUGAUGUCAGAAAUGUCUCCAGCCAUUCAUCAUUCAAUCAGAGAACAGUUAGACAGUAUAGUCAUUGAAAUGAUGAAAGGUGAUUACAUAAGCAUAAAGAAGGCUGAUCAAAUAUUGGAUCUUCUUCGUGCGAGAUAUCCAGAACUUCCAACGUCCGUCCGUAGUGUUCUACGUCGAUGCAACGACGUGGAGCCUAAAACCCUGGAAUCGGGAACUUACUACCAUUUAGGAUUGAAGUCAACUUUACUGAGGACUUCAGAAAAUUGGCUACGUAAUCAAUUUUCAAUUUCUCACGCCUUGGCAUUCAUUCAUAGCAUCAAAGUAGGAAGUACAUUUUGGUGGACGACAGGAAGCAGAUGCAAGUGGUCUGCAUUCUCAGCAAAUGGCUGGUGAAUAAGUAUCAUUACGUUUAUCACGAUCAUGUUAGUGAGCAUUAUAUUGUUCAGGUGGUUGAUUUCGAUAGUCGAUUCACGCUGCGAAAACGCAUCGUUAUGCAUGGUUGUGGUAAGUUGUAAUCAAUUAACAUAAACGUGGAUGGCGAUCCAAAGAAAGGGUUAGCUAAAACCACUUAAAAUGUUUGUUAUAAUACAUAUGUUAAGUUUGUCCCACAUUGUUCCUACUCGUUCCCUUUCUACUCUUUCCUGUAUUGUUUAAGACUAUUUAUUAAAAUUCAGUAGUCACUUGUAUUCUCAAUAACUGAAGUUCACUUUAGGGAUUUCCCCAAAAUUCACAAGAUGUUAAUUAUCAUUGUAUUUAUCACUAUAAUCACUGUACUUUAAUUAGUGUAACAGCUUUUUACUUUGUGAUCAAUACUCAAAGUGAUAUAACUUGUCUCUUGUAUGUUUCCCUUUCAGCUGGCUUCGCAGGCGUUAUCAGACGUAACUAAUAUUGUCAAUGACAGUUCUACAACAGAAUGAGAAACUUUGUAUUCAUGGAUUAUUUGUAAAUUUAUUAACUGUAAUAAACAUUUAUAUACGCC